Molecule: messenger RNA, 798 nt
Organism: Auanema sp. JU1783
Lineage: Eukaryota; Metazoa; Nematoda; Chromadorea; Rhabditida; Rhabditidae
Source: the annotation of a GenBank genome assembly
AUGGAAAUAACAUAUGAGUCGUAUUGUCUUGAUCGAAUUGGUUUUUCAGUUGUAUGUGCUGUUGGUAUGGAUAUAAUAACUUUUCAAUCCAAAAGGUUUGGUCGUGUGUCUGUCUGUUCAGGGAAGACCCCAUAUAAACGCUUAGUUGUGUUGUUACACGGUAAAGCUUUUUUUGUGAGAGACCCUGAAGCUAUUUCAUUUUUAAAUGAUCAGGGUAAAUAUGGACAUAAGAUGGGUGAGAGACAGAAUAAUGUUAACCCUGAUGUAUUUUCCGACCAGCCUGAAUCUGUGCGAGAAUACUGGAGCAGUAAAACUCCAAGCGUUUGUAGUUUGGAGCUCAGUUUUGAAGAAGUUUUUUAUUUAUACUUCAAGAAGAAUUGGAUUGUUGUGUAUGAACAAAGCAAUGCGUUAACGGCAGAAGAUUUAUGGAAUGUGUUCACGAGAGAAAACAGAUCGAAGUUGGUUGAAAAGUUAGUUGUGUAUAGUCAACUUCGAGAUUUUGGAUGGUGUGUCCGUUCCGGUUUAACGUAUGGGUGUCAAUACUUGGUUUACAAGGAGUGUCCCAGCAAUUACCAUGCUUCUGCUGGAGUUUUCAUUAAGAAUGCAACAGAACCUAAUCAUCUCGUAUCUUUAACCAGGGCUUUGACGAACGUCAAAAAGGCUUUGAUUAUUGCGACCAUAACAUUUCCCACUGGUUUCAAUCUUCUAACAAUUGAUGAUUUGAAAAAUAUCAAUGUUGAAUUCUUAACAGCAAAUACAUUCUUCCCGGAGAGGCUCGAAAAUCGAGAAACAUUGUAA